AUGCUUUGAAGUUGCACCUGUUUUAUCUGCAGUCUGUCUGUUUGAAACCACGCCCUCACCUCUGGGCUGUACCUUACAUUUCCACAAUCAGGAAAUGAGAAGUUAGUCGUGGAAAAUGGACAGAAAGCAGCUUGAACCUUGAUUAUUGUUUCAGAAUCAGGAGGAAAUUAGACAAUGGUGGACGCGGGAGGAGAAAAAGGCAAAGCAUCUGACAAAGACCAGAGCUGGUUUCCCAAGAUAUUCAAGAAGAGAGUGUGCUCCACCUUUGUAGAGGAUUCUUCCAGUAAUGGAGCGCUGUGUCAGUGUGGAAAUAGGAGAGUCGACCACAGCUCUGUGGCUCUUGGGGACUGCUUUAGCACAGCCAUAGUGAACCACUGGGACAGCGCCCAGCACUCGUCUGAAUACCCGACUGAUGCUUUUGGAGAGGUGCAAUUUACUGGAACCAGCAAGAGACACAGCCAUUUUCUGCGUCUGUCAUGUGACACCCAACCAUCUAGUGUCUACGAUAUGAUGAUGAACAAUUGGGGUCUUCCUUCUCCAAACCUGGUGGUUUCUGUUGUGGGAGGAGAUGGCAGGUCAAAGGUGAAGACCUGGGUGCGUGAGGUCAUCAGGCAGGGACUUGUAAAAGCUUCACAAAGAGCAGGAGCAUGGAUCCUGACAACAGGACUGCGAGAAGGCAUCAGUAGGUGUGUUGGAGAGGCAGUCAGAGAUCAUGCUGCGGCUGCAGCUUCUUCAUAUUCCAACAGGGUGGUGGCAUUGGGCAUCGCUUCAUGGGGCCUGGUGCACAAGAGAAGACAACUCGUCAACUCUAAGGGCAGCUUUCCUGCUAAAUACAAUGUGCAGAACUCAUCUCAGGAUUCCUCCUGUUGCCUGGACAACAACUACAGGGCCUUCCUGCUGGUGGAUGAUGGGACCGUGGGCCGCAGAGGAAGAGAGACUGCAUUCAAAGCUAAACUGGAGAACUACAUCUCCCAUCAGCGCACGGGCAGUGGCAGCAUCGAUGUUCCUGUCAUUUGCAUGCUGAUAUCAGGAGAGGCAAGCAGACUUGAGAGAGUGGAUCUUUCUCUGAAGAAAUCCAUUCCCUGGCUGGUGCUGGCUGGUUCAGGUGGCACUGCAGACUUCCUGAGUGAUCUCUUGAACAACCUGUCUUCAGCCUCUACCAAGGGUGAUGGUGAGGCCAGUACCAAUGUGGAUUUGAAAGAGAAAGUGACAGAACAAGUGAAGAAAUACUUUCCUGCCGAACAGGCGACGGACAAACUCGUUGAAAAGGCUCUAAGCAUCUACGAGAACAGAGAUUUGAUCACAGUCUACCACGGCGAGCAGGAAAGCCCAACGGAUUUUGACACAGUGUUACUCAAAGCAUUGGUAGGAGCAAGUAAGCACCGUGGAUCAGUCGAUUCCAGCCCCUACUAUGAACAGCUGAAGCUAGCUGUCACAUGGAACAGGGUGGACAUAGCAAAGAGUGAACUCUUUAAUGGAGACAUCCAGUGGAAGCAUGAAGAUUUGGAAGAAUCCAUGACUGAUGUCCUGAUCAAUGACAAGCCCCAGUUUGUCCGUCUUUUUACUGAAAAUGGCUUUAACAUCCACGACUAUCUGAGCUAUGGUCGGCUGGAGGAGCUUUACUGUUCUGUAGCUAAAGGAACGCUGCUAUACCAGCUACUUCAGGACCAUCUGGUGUUACGGCUUGGACCUACAACAUCUAUAUCUAUGUCAGCAUCAGCUACUAAUGUGCAAGAGUCACUCUCCAAAAGGACAACAGAGAAACCAUCAAGUGAACCAAAGAGAAAGAUCACUCUUUUUGAGGUUUCAGAAGUCCUGGAAUCAUUAACGGGUGACGUCUGUCAGCCCUUCUACUAUGAUGUUUUGAACUUAAAGGAUAUUGUAUCCCAGAGGAAAGCGCUUAAGCGUGCAAGUAAACUGCUGCUUGGAGACUGUGCAUAUAGAAAUGAAAGCUGCCAGUCCCCCUGGGCUUCACUCUUCAUCUGGGCUGUCCUGCAGAACCGUUGUGAGAUGGCGACUUUCUUCUGGGAGAUGAGAAGUGAAUCUGUGCUGACUGCUCUGAGUGGAUGUAAGAUGCUGAGGGAGCUGUCCAGGCUGGAGAAUGAGAAUGAAACCAAACUCUCCAUGAAAGAGCUGGCCCAGAAGUUUGAGAAUCUGGCACACGAUGUCUUCAGCUCUUGCUACAGCAGCGAUGAAAAUCGCUCGUUUGAUCUGCUGAUUAGAAAAUCAUCUUUCUGGGGAGGAACCACCUGCCUUCAGAUGGGCGUGGGAGCUGAUGCACGGCUUUUCUUCAGCCAUGAUGGAGUACAGGCUCUGCUGUCCCAGAUCUGGUGGGGGGACAUGGACAGGAACACACAUGUGUGGAAGCUCCUGCUCACUUUCUUCUGUCCGUUCCUUUGCUACACCAGCCUCAUCUCCUUCAGAUUGCCAAAUGACCAGCUUGAAGAGGAGGAGACGUCUCAAGAAGACGGUCCAUCUGACAGUCAUUAUGGGACGACUGUCUUCUCUUUCUCGGCCAUCAAGCAAAUUGAAGAUGAAGCAGAUGAAGUUUGUACUCCCACUUCUGCUACCAUCAAAGGCUUCCCUGAACUUUACAGAACUCCACCACGUCCGUUCAUCAUCUCCCGUUGGCGCCAGUUCUGGUUUGCACCAGUCACUUCAUUUUUGGGCAACGUCCUGAUGUACUUCCUUUUUCUGGUGUUUUAUGCGUACGUGCUGUUGAUGGACUUCAAGCCUCCGCCACCCUCUGGUCCGUCCAUCUCAGAGUACGUGCUGUACUUCUGGGUGUUCACCUUUGUGUGCGAGGAGAUCAGAGAGAUUUUCUUUAUAGAAGGAUCAUCUUGGCGUCAAAACAUCAGAGUCUAUUUUCAGGAUGUGUGGAAUAAAUUUGACCUCAUCGCCAUCAUAUUAUUCAUCACAGGAUUGAUCAGCAGGAUGUUUGAGCAGACCUAUGAAUAUGGACGGGACGCCCUGUGUGUGGACUACAUGGUCUUCACCCUUCGCCUCAUUCACAUUUUUGCCAUUCACAAACAGCUGGGACCAAAAAUUAUCAUUGUUGGCAAGAUGGUUAAGGACAUCUUCUUCUUCCUCUUCUUCCUGGGAGUGUGGCUCAUGGCGUACGGAGUAGCCAAUCAGGCUUUACUUUACUCCUAUGACCCGAGCCUGAGUCGCAUUUUUCGCAGAGUUUUCUACAGGCCGUACUUACACAUCUAUGGCCAGAUUCCUGUGGAGGAGGUUGAUGUUGGGAAGGACUGGGAUCGGGAGUGCACAGACAACACAACAUUGAUUGAUGAGGGUGCAGAGCCAUGCAGGUCUCUGUACAAUAACUGGCUGGUGGUUAUUCUGCUGGUCAUUUAUCUGAUAGUUACCAACAUCCUGCUCAUCAACCUGCUCAUUGCCAUGUUUAGCUACACCUUCAGUGAAGUGCAGGGUAACAGCGACAUCUACUGGAAGUUCCAGCGCUACAACGUGAUAGUCCAGUAUCAUACUCGUCCAUCGCUGGCUCCUCCCUUCAUCAUCCUCUCACACAUCAACUUGUUUAUCAAGAGGAAAAUCCGAAAAGUUCCUUCUGUCAAGAUCUACCACUUUGUCUUGCACUUAGACCAAAAAGAAUCAAACAGGUUAACGACGUGGGAAACCAUCCAGAAAGAGGACGUCCUGGCUGCACAAAACAAAAUCCAGAAAAGUAGUGACUCAGAGAGACUCAAACGGAUAUCUGACAAAAUGGAUGGAGUUGUGAAACAUUUCACUGAAAGCAGAGAUAUUGAUCUCAGACUUGGGGCUCUGGAAACGGAGGUGGAGUUCUGCUCAAAGGCACUCAAAUGGAUCAUGAAAACAUUGGAAGAAAGCAGCAAAUUCGAACCUUCCCAACCGCCACCUACAUAAUGAGACAUCUGCCCUGCUUCUAGUUCCUUUUGAUUUUGGUGGAGGCAAGGGUCAGACAAAAAGGCCAACAGGACCAGGAUACCGACAGUGGCUUUAGUAGAAUAUUAAAUAUCCUGACUCUGAGAUUCUUGCUUUAUUCAAAUGAAGUAUAUUCUGAUGUUGCUGCUGUUGUUUUUUUUAUACCAGAUUGCAUUAGGCCAAAUGUUAAAGCAAACACAUAUGUGUCAUUAUCUGCUCAACAAAAUGUAUUUUUAAAAGAAUAAGUGUAUUUGAUGUUAUAUUAAAAUAUAAAUAUGUGA
Molecule: messenger RNA, 4184 nt
Organism: Nothobranchius furzeri (turquoise killifish)
Lineage: Eukaryota; Metazoa; Chordata; Actinopteri; Cyprinodontiformes; Nothobranchiidae
Product: transient receptor potential cation channel subfamily M member 4
Biological process (GO): calcium ion transmembrane transport
Cellular component (GO): plasma membrane
Molecular function (GO): calcium-activated cation channel activity; ligand-gated calcium channel activity
Source: RefSeq, a predicted model, not a curated record